UUCACAUUGUAAAGAAUGUCGCUAGGCCAAUGCCUACUUCCAGGUAGGCUAAAUUCCCGCUUUGCGUAGAGUGUAGAGUAAGGGUUACGGUUAGUUCCCUUCGACAUUACACCUAGAUAGUGUUUAAGGUCAUUGACUUUUCUCGGCUUACUUGUAUCUUCCUCCAUUGCCUGAAGAGCUCAUAGUUCAUUGACUUGACUUCCUCUAUAGGAAGGAAGACUGCUCCGUGAGAAAGAGGUGUAAGAGGUUUUCCUAAGAGUAAGAUGCAGGAUUAACAAAGGUGAGCUUGGGAGCAUCUGACCAAUCAUCAUGUUUGUGGCAAAGACCAUAUCUUCUGGACACAAUGAUCUGAUUCACGAUGUGUCCUUUGACUACCAUGGCAGGCGCAUGGCCACAUGUUCGAGUGACCAGACAGUGAAGGUUUGGGAUGUGGAUGAGGAAGGAGCAUGGCAGUGCACAGCCAGCUGGAGGACUCACACGGGCUCUGUGUGGCGAGUGACCUGGGCUCACCCUGAGUUUGGCCAGGUUCUUGCCACCUGUUCCUUCGACCGCACGGCUGCAGUGUGGGAAGAGUUGAGCAGCGACGCUACAGCCAAGGGAGCUAACUCCACCAACACUUGGAUCAAACGCACAUCCCUGGUCGACAGUCGCACAUCGGUGACAGAUGUCAGGUUCGCUCCAAAACACCUGGGAUUGCAGCUGGCUACAUGCUCUGCAGACGGCAUUGUUCGGAUUUACGAAGCGGUAGAUAUCAUGAACCUCAGUAACUGGCAGCUGCAUUUUGAGUUUAACUGUAAUGUCAGUCUGAGUUGUCUUUCCUGGAAUACUUCACGAAUGCACGCUCCAAUGAUCGCAGUGGGUAGUGACGACCCCAGUCAGUCUGCAGGGGGCAAAGUUCACAUCUACGAGUACAGCGAUACUGCCAGAAAAUGGCUGAAGGUAGAGACUCUGCAUCUGAUCACAGAGCCGGUCCAUGACGUACGUUUUGCCCCCAAUCUUGGCCGCUCCUACCACCUGUUGGCUAUAGCUGCACGGGACCUCACUAUUGUCUCCAUGAAGAUCUCUGGGAAAGAGUCGGGUUCAAACCCUGGUGGAGUGAGCAAGCCGGAGCUGAGGCUGGUGGGGAGCUUUGACGAUCAUGAGUCUGUGGUGUGGCGUGUGUCCUGGAACAUCACAGGGACCAUUCUGGCCUCCUCCGGGGAUGAUGGAUGCGUACGCUUGUGGAAAGCCAAUUACUUAGACAACUGGAAAUGUCUGUCUGUGCUGAAGGCUGACAGCAAUGCCUCUGAGGCAGAAAGAGCCUCCAUGCACCAAGCCAGCAUUUCCACCACCCCUACCUCCAACAGCAUCAGAGUGGCCCCCCCUCCCGGCACCAUGAACAUCAAGCGUACGUCAGGCUGGCCCUACAUGGACAUCAAGGUGGACCAGGGAAAACUGUACUACUGACCUGACUAGUAUUGACCUGUUGUCCCUUGCAGCCCAUGGUGUCUGGUUGCCUUCUUUGUCUGUGUCAUGGUGGUGGAAGAUUAUGUGUGUGUGUGUCUGUCAGGCACCCAGUGCCUGGUUGGGGCUGUCUCUCUCCCUCCCUCUCUUUCUCUCUCUCCUCUCUGUCUCUCUCUUUCUCUCUCUCUCUCUUUCUCUCUCU
Molecule: messenger RNA, 1645 nt
Organism: Aplysia californica (California sea hare)
Lineage: Eukaryota; Metazoa; Mollusca; Gastropoda; Aplysiida; Aplysiidae
Product: nucleoporin SEH1-A
Exons: 11
Coding region: 310-1446 (378 amino acids)
Biological process (GO): positive regulation of TORC1 signaling; cellular response to amino acid starvation
Cellular component (GO): nuclear pore outer ring; Seh1-associated complex
Molecular function (GO): protein binding; structural molecule activity
Source: RefSeq, a predicted model, not a curated record